CUGAUAAACAUGGGAUGACAUACUUGAGUACAGCCAUGUUUUACAAGCAGCAACUCGUGCGUGUCAGGCAGAGGUUUUGGAAGAGAACCUUUGUGCUGACGCACGACUUUCCAGAGGUUGGCUUGAUAUACUUUUGAGAGCUUAUCUAAAGCCCUGGCCAUGCGACAAUGGGUGCAGAGCUCGCUGCCCACCCACCUUAUGUCACUACUGCUUUCUCUUUUAUGACGCCUCUGACGGUGUCUGCGGCAAAUAGAAAUAUAUGGAAUGUUUUUGUAAACGGUAAAUGGUAUCGACAGCGGUAUCGCAAUGCUCGAGUCUGCAAUCUAGACGAGCCGGCAACAUUCGAAUUCAUUCAAAAGGCGCAGAAAUACGGGAUCAGUGCUGAUGGCUUUGAUGAAGUGCCGUUUGCCUGUCCCUUACACACCGAUCUCGAUUUCGUCUAUACACUUAACCUUGACAAAAAGGUUGUGACGGUAUCUACAUGGGAAGCUUUACCCGGCGGUGCGCUCACUAUCUCGGUGCUUCAGCUUGAUCUGAAGGAUGUUCGGGAACCGAAAGAUUUAGAUUUGGAGAAUUUCCGACGAAAUGGAGCGCAGCCGCUGAGUAAAUACACGGAGAAGACGGCGCACCUUCAAAUGGCAGUGGGGGCAGAUACCGACCUGCGGAUUGAAAUUGAACCUCCGACUUCUAUGAAUGAGCUACAAUUCGGAAUUUUUGUGGAUUUUGUCUUUCAGUGGAAAUUCUUUUUCGAUGACCGAUUGGCGUGGGCCCCUCCCUCUCCGCUCUUUGAUACCCUCGCUAUUGCCAUCUUGCGGCUGGCUGCUUGGGAUUUUGAGGUAUCGCCCAAGGUUGGACGAGAAAGCCUGGCGCUUAUCUCGUCUCCCAUGGCAUACCCAUCAUGGAAUGCUCCAUCUGAUCAAAUCUAUUGGUUCCACGGAUUCCUCAUUGUUCAAUGUGCUGAUUUGAUCACUCCAUCAUCACGGUUGGCUGGAGUCAAACUGGCCCAAGACCAAGUCCAAAAUCAGUGUGCCAAGGGCCGUCGUGUGCACGCGAUUCUCAUUUCGCUGGAGUCGGUUGCGUUUGCUGAGAUUGAUGAGAAAUCUACUCGAUGCUCUUCCGCUGUUCCCCUCGUAACUAAUACGUCGACUACAACAUGCUCACCUGGAUUUCGGAUUCUCACCCACGUGCUUACAUCGCCGUGCUGGAAGGAAGACCUCGCUCUUUCUGAACAAUCAUUCUUGUCGACGCUUCCGCCUGAGCUUCUCAGCAUGGUUCUCGACACUCUAGAGCCAUUGGAUAAUGUCUCUUUGGCACAAGCUUCGUCUGUGCUAGCUCGAUGGUAUUAUUCAUCUAUUCCACAAAUGGAUAAGAUGUCAAUAUUGCGGUUUUAUACCUCAUUUCCUUGCUGCGGGAUAUCGAGCGACGUCAAAGACGACUGCAUAUGGUGUACUUCCUGCUUUACUUGGCAACACGUUAGUUGCAUUGGAGGCGAGUUGCCAGAGUUCUCGUCGUCCGGCUCGACAAUUUCUAUUCCUUCAUGCAAUCGAUGCGGAAGCGAGGAGGAUGAGAAAGGUUUGGUACCAGGUGCGUUGGGUGUGACGGAUCGUCGUAGACGUGGUAUGGGCUGCAGGGUACGAGCGCACAAUCGCACGUACUAUAUGAAGCUCGAUACACGGACUUUUGCCCAACAUGACUAUGCUAUAUAUUUCAAUGGGCAGCUAUCUGGAUUAGUGUACAAGCUCGAGAGUGCUGGGUGGGAGUGACAGCAACAUCAAUGAAACACUGCUGAAUUAAGGGAAGCUAUAGCUCUCUCGCAUUUUCCUGUAGUUGCAUCUUUCUGCCUGACGCGUCAUAGCAAUGAAUAAUUGGGUGGCAUUAGAGGGGUGUGGUCUAGACAUAAUAGGGGUCUGUAGAUAGGAGAGCAUAUAUGAAUCAAUUUAGCAUUG
Messenger RNA from Xylona heveae TC161, 1946 nucleotides. RefSeq lists its product as hypothetical. Gene Ontology annotation, molecular function: protein binding. The record is from RefSeq and is a predicted model, not a curated record. The coding region runs from base 168 to 1763 and encodes 531 amino acids. The transcript has 2 exons. Lineage: Eukaryota; Fungi; Ascomycota; Xylonomycetes; Xylonales; Xylonaceae.